Messenger RNA from Solea solea (common sole), 4878 nucleotides. RefSeq names its product interleukin 6 cytokine family signal transduce (gene il6st). NCBI's taxonomy places the organism in Eukaryota, Metazoa, Chordata, Actinopteri, Pleuronectiformes, Soleidae. The record is from RefSeq and is a predicted model, not a curated record. Gene Ontology annotation, cellular component: signaling receptor complex; external side of plasma membrane. The transcript has 17 exons. Bases 266 to 2947 code for a protein of 893 amino acids. Gene Ontology annotation, biological process: cytokine-mediated signaling pathway. Gene Ontology annotation, molecular function: cytokine binding; cytokine receptor activity.
UUGUGAGAUCGCUAAAUGUGGCGCCGCGCCGCUGUGUCGCUUUGACGCGAGCGCCCGAUGACGGGAAGUGGGUGGUCCCGCUCCAGAACAGGCACUUACCAGUCACUAAUGGUGUUUCCAGCGACGCUAACUGGCUUUUUUUGAUGGAUGUGUGGAGUUAAACUGGCAAACAGGGAUGUUAGUGAAGUAACACAGGGACAGUACAGCCGCUGACACUGAGGGUGUAACUGUGAAAACCUUGUCCCCAGCUCACCAUCACAUCACUAUGGCAUCUGUGGGAUUUGUGCAGAUGCUGCUGUUGGCUUGUUUUACCUCUGCUGUAGCUACUGCAGGAAAUUACAACCACUUGGUGACAGCGCCGCAGCCUCUGGUGGUCGAGAUCGGCACCGACUUUAAUGCCUCUUGCAUGGUCGUCGUCACCGAUGAAGUGACUGCCGACGACCUCUACUGGGCCCUGUCUCAGAAGACGGUACCCAAAGAGCAGUACACCAAGAUCAACAGGACGACCCUGAACGUCACCGUCCACAUCAGUGGAGAAGAUAAGGAGUGGUUGUACUGUCGCUCUCGGGGGGUUUCACCCUACGUUGUCCUGAAUGAAGGCAAAUUUAUGCACGCGAUCUAUCUUCGCAAAGCCUAUCCUCCGAAACAGCCAGAGAAUGUGACCUGUAUCGCUCUCCAGGACAAAAAAGUCAUCUCCUCAACCGUCAAGUGUAACUGGGACACAGUGGGACGUCAAAGCAAAGACGUCGCUACUAAAUACACGCUGAACUUCAAUGUCAUUGCUUAUUCCAACCAAACUGUGAGCACUAAGGAGAACAGCGCCUUGGUGAAUCUGAGCGUUUUCCCACAUUUUAUGGAUGUGGAGUUUUGGGUGGAGGCGCACAACGCACUUGGGAUGGUUGCGUCUGAGCAUCUGAGAAAAGACGCUGGGUGUUUGGUGAAAACAGAUCCUCCAGCAGACGUCAAAGUCAUCUCAGAGAAGACGUUUGCAACCUCCCUCCUCCUGAACUGGAGUCGUCCCAUCAGUAAGGGAUAUGUCACCAAAUUAACGUACGAAAUCAGAUUCUGCCAAAGUGGAGCUCACGAAUGGACGUAUGUUCCUCCUGGUGACAUCGCAGAUGACAUAGAGUCCUUCAGACUCCAGAAACUUCAGCCACACAAGGUUUACGUGUCUCAGAUCCGCUGCAAAACAGAUAAAGCGCGCUGCCCUUACUGGAGCGAAUGGAGCACCAACGCCACCAAGAGGACGCCGGAGGACCGACCAACGAGUAAACCAGAUUUAUGGAAGAAAGUUUAUGAGGGCGUCGGCGAACGACGAGUGCAGAUUAUCUGUAAGGAUCCCGUUUUCGCCAACGGGAGGAUCACCCACUUUGACGUGAAGGUUCAAGAACAGAAGGAUAAAACCUGGCGUGGGAGCUCAGAGGGGGAGAGUUUCCCAGUCAACAGGUCAGACGGCGACGCCGCGCACAGGACCAUCACCCUCGUGAAGGAGAUAUACCUGGAAGACCAGAAAUCCCUGCGAGUGUCCAUCGCCGCGGUCAACUCUGUGGGGAAGUCGCCCCUGGCGUCGCUAUCCAUCCCAGACAAGGCACACGAGCUCCCCCCGGUGGAGGAUCUGAGGGCGUGGCCUAUCGACGGCCAGAUGUGGGUGGAGUGGAAGCCGCACUACAGCACACGGAGUGACAGAGUGACGGAGUAUGUGGUGCAGUGGGUCAGCGGCGAUGUCCUGGACUGGCAGAGGGAAAACAGAAGUACCAGACUCACGGUUAUUAAAGACCACCUGCCGAAGUUCGUGUGCUACACUGUGUCCGUGUAUCCGGUGUAUUCUGGAUGGACGGGGAAGCCGGCCAGUGUGCAAGUGUUUCAGGAACAAGGAGCUCCACUCCAAGGCCCAGUUGUUAGCCUAAACAACAAGCCGCAGCGCAACGAGGCGGAGCUGGUGUGGACGGAGAUCCCUCCAGACAGACGACAAGGCUUCAUCACAGGCUACACCAUAUUCUACAGCAGCGGGCGUGAAACCCUCACCGUGGUCGUUCCUCCCAACGUCACCACCUACAAACUGACGUCACUGACGGGCAACACCAAGUACGACGUGUGGGUCAGCGCGUCCACCGUCGUAAACUCCACCCAAGGAUCCCGUCACUCGUUUACCACUACGAAAUAUGCAUCAGGAGAGAUUGAGCUCAUCGUGGUCGGAGUGAGUCUGGGAUUCCUGUUUUUCGUCAUCAUGACGAUGCUGCUCUGCAUCUACAAGAAAGACGUCAUAAAGAGAAACUUCUGGCCUCAGAUUCCAAACCCUGGAGAGAGCACCAUCAGAAACUGGUCUCCGGACUAUCCUUUAAGAGCAGAGACACCAAAGGAGAACUGUAUGUCUGGCAUCAGUGUGCUGGACAUGGACGCGAGCGACGGGAAGAGCGUGUUCGAGGAGGACAAGGCCGUCCUCCCUCUGAAGAAAGACAAGUACCUGUCCGAGGAGCACAGCAGCGGCAUCGGCGGCUCCUCCUGCAUGUCCUCGCCUCGCCAGAGCGUGUCCGACAGCGACGAGGGCGGCGACAUGGUGGACACCACGGCCAGCACCGUGCAGUACUCCUCAGUGGUGGCUUCUAGCGGCUACAAGGGUCAGACUCCGAGCUCUCAGGCGCCGUCACAGGCCGUGUUCUCGCGCUCCGAGUCCACGCAGCCCCUGCUGGACUCUGAGGAGAACCCAGACGUGCAGGACGGCAGCCGCCAGUGUUUCUUCCGACAUGCGGCGGGGAACCAGGACAACUUUAACCAGCUGCUGGAGGCGGAGCAGCCGGAGGAGCUGGAGACUCUGUCCUUCUGUCCACUGGAGGAGGACGCCGCCGCCACCGAGCAGACACCCACCGAGGAGCCUUCCUCCGAGCGGCGGCAUCCGUCGGCGCUGUCCAGCUACAUGCCUCAGCUGGGAGGCUACAGGCCGCAGUGAGGACACGUGUGCGCGCGCACGAGACGGAACUCUGUAAAAAUACUCGCUUGUAGGUCAUUAGCUUUAAAAAAAAUCAAUUUAACGACAUACUGGACACUUCCCGCUGCACGGCACACGACACAGGAUACAUUCCAGAAUGUCCGCUGGUGUGAGCUGCUGUGGCGCCCUCCUGUGGAGGUGCAACAGCACGGUGUGUUGUUAGCUGACGUACGUACACGUAUAUACACUGCACAUGAAUGUAACGUGACACGUUCUGCUGAUGAAACGUCGCCGCAUGUUCAGAUAAAACAAACAAACGUUAAGCUGCCUUUAAACAAACUGAAUCGCAGUCAUGUGACAUUUGUAGCAUCAAGGGAGGAGCCCACGCGGCCGUUUACCGUCAAAAAUCACUUAAUCACAUAUUGUUUUUAAGGUGAAGGCAAAGAACGAUAUGAUCCACAACGAAGCUCAGGCUGGAGAGAGAGACACGUGCACUUUUAAACGUCCUGUGAGCGAUUUUAGCAGCUGUGUGGACAAAUUUUAAGAUAAAAGAAGACGCAAACAAAACAGCAAAGUGUUUUAAAAACAUUUGCCACUGAGGCUGCAACUAAUCCUUCAUUCAUUUCAUUAUCGAUUCAUCAUUUUGGCCCAAAAAAUGUAAAUCAAACCAGAAAAUAUUCACAUUUACGAAGAUGAAAAAUCGGAAAGCUUUGUUAAAAUUAUUGAAAAAAACAUAGUUUAGAUUAAUUUAGUUACUGAUCGAUAAUUGAAUAAUAAUCUAAUAUGACGGAAUCAGACCUGACAUCAGUAUUGGUUAUGAUAUUGAGUUAGGGCUGGACUGGACAGAUUAUUUGAUUUCAUCGAUUUCUAAGUUAAUCAUCAAUGUUUGUCCUGAUUUUUCAGCCUCUUAAAGCAUCGACAUUUCCCAGAAAUCAUUCAUGGACGACACUGAUCGUCAUUUUCUCACAUUUCAUGGUCCAAACAAAUACUGGAUUUAAAAAAAUGAUGUGUCCCAACGUGAAAUAGUGUUGAGGAGUUAAAUCUUGGAUAACGGGAACUGAUCAAAUACUUUCACGAUGAUAUCAGAGGAGAGGAGGUCAGUGGCGGUGAAGCUGGAGACCAAACACGGGGAGAGGGAACACGGACUGAUCAUGUGACUGAAGCGCCACGUGACAGUGGUCUUUGUCAUAUUCAGUGUUUUCCUCAUGCGUCCGUCCGUCAUUAUUUCGUGUACGUCCACAGCAGAGCUUCAAACCAUCCUGAAUUAUUAUUUUUUUAAAUAUAUGAAGCUUUUUUAUAUUUUUUGUUUUACCGAGAGAAAUGUAUAAUAUUGGUGUGUUCCAUUUACACCAGAAGUGGGAAUUUACGUCAUUCACGGACACACACACACACACAGACACUAAUGUAUCUCGGGCUAGCUGUCGUUAGCCACACCAGUCGAUAACGAAGAUAUUUCACAAACAACUUACUAUAGAAACACAUGAAAACUGAAAGAGUUCUGAAUGCAGAAGAGAGAAGUGCAAUUAUAACAGUAGCAGUGUGGCAGCCAUCUUAGAACCCCACGUCAGGGUUUGUGAGGGAGUUGGAAAUUCAGCCGACUUCCAACCACAACUGGAACGCAUCCGUAAGACUUGAGGAAACUGAACCACAUGACGGUGGACCCAGUUUUAUCAUAUGCUGUUGUUUUUUUUUGCAUUUCAGUGUGAAUGAUGGACUUUAUUUUUAAGGAUAAGGAACAAUAUCCAUGUGUGGAUGAGGCAUCAAUAGCCCCCAAAAAACACAACACCACUUUUAAUUUCAAUUUUCUUACAGCCUUGAGCUUCCUCCUCCGCAAGUGUUUUUAUUGAAACGUGGAGGCAGCAAGCGCGCCUUCAACAUGUAAACGUCAGAGGUCAAGUAUUUAUCGGCUCCUGUCAAUAGUUAUCAAUAUGAAAUAAAUGUUUUAACUGACA